Jaculus jaculus (lesser Egyptian jerboa) is the source of this 6273-nucleotide messenger RNA. RefSeq names its product transforming growth factor beta receptor 3 (gene Tgfbr3). The transcript is spliced from 17 exons. Lineage: Eukaryota; Metazoa; Chordata; Mammalia; Rodentia; Dipodidae. The coding region runs from base 367 to 2913 and encodes 848 amino acids. The record is from RefSeq and is a predicted model, not a curated record.
CUGGCAGAGACCGGAGGACGCGAGCGAGAGGACCGGGCAGAAGUUGGGCUUGCUCUCCACUUUCCCUGCGCGAUCCCCGGCGCUCCCGGCAGGAGGUGAAAGUCCCCGGGGCCGCCGGGCUCCGGAUGGCGUAGUUGCCGCCGCCGCGGCCCGAGCGCUGGGCGGGGACGCUUGCCUCCCUCCGCCGCCCUCCAGCCCGCGGAGCCCCGGGACCGUGUGCGUGGGACAAGCCGCCUGCCAGGGCAAUUUGAAAAUUGCAACGAGGGAUUUUUUCAGGUCACUUCCAACUUGUGAGCUCAACUGUGAUCUGAAGAAUCAAGAGGAUAAGGUGACCAGAGGGGACACACUGUUGGAGAAAAAAAAAAGAUGACGUCCCACUCUGUGAUUGUCAUGUUUGCCCUGCUGAGUUCCUGUCUGGCUACUGCAGGUCCAGAGCCUGGUACCCACUGUGAGCUGUCACCCAUCAAUGCCUCUCACCCUGUCCAAGCCCUGAUGGAGAGCUUCACCGUCCUGUCCGGCUGUGCCAGCCGAGGCACAACCGGGCUGCCACAAGAGGUGCACGUCCUGAACCUCCGCACCACGGACCAGGGGCCAGGCCAGCCACAGAGAGAGGUUACUCUGCAUCUGAACCCCAUCUCCUCCGUCCACAUCCAUCACAAGCCUGUUGUGUUCCUGCUCAACUCCCCACAGCCCUUGGUCUGGCGUCUGAAGACAGAGAGACUGGCCACCGGGGUCUCCAGACUUUUUCUGGUGUCCGAGGGUUCUGAGGUCCGGUUUUCAUCAGGAAACUUCUCCUUGACAGCAGAAACAGAAGAAAGGAACUUCCCCCAUGGAAAUGAGCAUCUACUCAAUUGGGCCCGGAAGGAGUACGGAGCAGUUACUUCCUUCACCGAACUCAAGAUAGCGAGAAACAUUUAUAUUAAAGUGGGAGAAGAUCAAGUGUUCCCUCCCACGUGCAACAUUGGGAAGAACUUUCUCUCACUCAAUUACCUUGCCGAGUAUCUGCAGCCCAAAGCAGCUGAAGGGUGUAUGGUGUCCAGCCAGCGCCAGGACAAAGAAGUACACAUUAUUGAGUUAAUCACCCCCAACUCCAACCCUUACAGUGCUUUCCAGGUGGACAUCAUAAUUGACAUAAGACCUUCUCGAGAGGCUCCUGAGGUGGUCAAAAACCUUGUCCUAAUCUUGAAGUGCAAAAAGUCUGUCAACUGGGUGAUCAAAUCUUUCAAUGUUAAAGGAGACCUGAAAGUGAUCGCUCCCAAUAGUAUUGGCUUUGGAAAAGAGAGUGAAAGAUCCAUGACAAUGACCAAAUCAAUAAGAGAUGACAUUCCUUCCACUCAAGAGAAUCUGAUAAAAUGGGCUUUGGACAAUGGUUAUAGUCCAGUGACAUCAUACACAGUGGCUCCAGUGGCUAAUAGAUUUCAUCUUCGGCUUGAAAAUAAUGAGGAGAUGAGAGAUGAGGAAGUCCAUACCAUCCCUCCUGAGCUUCGGAUCCUGCUAGGCCCUGGCAACUUGCCUGGCCUGGACAACCCGCCCAUCCGGGGAGGGGGAGACCGAGGUGGAGGUCUCCCCUUUCCUUUCCCAGAUAUCUCCCUGAGAGGCCGGAAGGAGGGAGCAGAAGACAGGAUCCCUCGGCCAAAGGACACUGUCCACCCUAGUAUCCAACUGUUUCCUGGUCCCAGAGAGCCAGAAGAAGUGCAAGGGAGCGUGGAUGUAGCCCUGUCAGUCACAUGUGACAGUGAAAAGAUGAUUGUAGCUGUAGAAAAAGAUUCUUUCCAGGCCAAUGGCUACUCGGGGAUGGAGCUCACCCUGUUGGAUCCUUCCUGUAAGGCCAAGAUGAACGACACCCACUUCAUUCUGGAGUCUCCUCUGAAUGGCUGCGGUACUCAGCACAGGCAGUCUGCCCCUGACGGUGUCGUCUAUUAUAACUCUAUUGUGAUACAGCUUCCGUCUCCUGGGGACAGUAGCGGUUGGCCAGAUGGUUAUGAAGACCUGGAGUCAGGUGACAAUGGAUUUCCAGGAGACAUGGAUGAGGGAGAACCUGGCCUCUUUAGCCGGCCUGAAAUCGUGGUGUUUAACUGCAGCUUACGGCAGCUGAGGAAUCCCAGCAGCUUCCAAGAUCAGACCAAUGAACACGUCACCUUCAACAUGGAACUGUACAAUACUGACCUCUUUUUGGUGCCCGUCCAGGGGGUCUUCUCAGUGGCCGAGAAUGGACCUGUUUACGUUGAGGUGUCUAUCACAAAGGCUGACCAAGAUCUGGGAUUUGCCAUCCAAACCUGCUUCAUCUCUCCAUAUUCGAACCCUGAUAGGAUGUCUGAUUACACCAUCAUUGAGAACAUUUGUCCCACAGAUGACUCUGUGAAGAUGUACAAUUCCAAGAGAGUGCACUUUCCCAUCCCAGAUGCUGAGAUUGAGAAGAAGCGGUUCAGUUUCGUCUUCAGGUCCAUGUUCAACACCUCCCUCCUCUUCCUGCAGUGUGAGCUUACGCUUUGCACCAAGAAGAAGGGCCCCCAGCAGUUGCCCAGGUGCGUGCAUACCGACGAGGCCUGCGACUCCCUGGACGCUACCAUGAUCUGGGCCAUGAUUCAGAAUAAGAGGACGUUCACCAAGCCCCUGGCUGUGGUCCACAAACUAGAGCCUAAAGAAAAUGUUCCAAAUGUGAAGGAGCCAACCCCAAAUUCUCCACCGAUUUUCCAUGGUCUGGACACACUAACCGUGAUGGGCAUCGCGUUUGCGGCAUUUGUGAUUGGAGCACUCCUGACAGGGGCCUUGUGGUACAUCUAUUCCCACACAGGGGAGACGGCGCGAAGGCAGGCGGUGCCCACCUCGCCGCCCGCCUCGGAGAACAGCAGCGCGGCGCACAGCAUCGGCAGCACGCAGAGCAGCCCCUGCUCCAGCAGCAGCGCGGCCUAGCUGCCCGCCGGGGCCAGCGGCAGGGCCGGAUGCCGGGCGGCGUGUGUCCGCACUCGGGAAGAAGGCUUGACCUGGGUUCCCCUGUAAAGAGAGGCUGCAUUUCAGUGUGGAGAUCAGCUGUUGUAUCCGCCCCUCGCUGCAGCCAACAACCAAUGUGACCCCUGAACUUCCGUAACACACUAGAAUUCAUGUGCAAAAGCUAAGGUGGGGGCCUUCUCCACCAGCCCCUCACAGGCUGGGGGUUUUCAAUGUGAAACACAUGCCAGUUUCUUUAAAAAAAAUGCUGCUUUGUCCAGAUGAGAACAUCCAUGAUUGGGGUCCUGAGUUUUACCCAGAGUCAAGAAAGGAUAGCUAGACGUUAGAACCAAUGAGGAGAUGCGGCCAAAUUCUCUUUCCCUGAACCAAGCCGUAAAACACAAGAAAUGCUUCUGGGUUUUCUAAACGCCCCUCUGGGUCGAAUGUGCACCUUGGUCUGGUUUGCCACGCCCUGCGUUGGUCCCUUGUGUGGCUUGCUGGGUGCUGUCCUCAGGGGCUGCGUCAAGGCAACAUUCCUUUCUUGUGCCCCGGGCCAAGACUGAUGCUGAUUACUUUCAUCAGCUUCCUGUUUCUCAAUGAACGCGUUGACUACCAAAAUGUCUUAAAAUGCAUUUUGUAUUUCCAAUAGGCACAUAGAAAUUGGGAAUGGUCAAAAUCCUGAACAGCAGAUUUGUGCCCGCUUUCUGACAUUUUGUUCUAAUCAAUAUCUAAAUUGGGAGGGGAAAUUCAGUUGUCAGAGGAGAAAUUUGCAAGGUGAUAUAUGUGUGUGUGUAGGUACAUAAGUCCAAGCAUGUCAUAUGUCAUCUGGCGCAUUGAGAGUUCCUCAUCUUCCCAUUUGAAAAUGCCCUAUGCUAGCCAGGUGUGGUGGCGUAUGCCUUUAAUCCCAACACUGGGGAGGCAGAGGUAGGAUCACUGUGAGUUCGAGGCCACCCUGAGAUUACAUACUGAAUUCCAGGUCAGCCUGGGCUCCAGUAAAAUCCUACCUUGUGGUGGGGGUGGGGGAGAGAAAAAAUGAAAAUGCCCUACGCUUCCAGAGUUGGGACUUACUGUUAUAUUUAGUAGAAUGAAUGUUUCCACUCAAAACACUUCAACCUUCCUAAUAAGCCCUUUUAUAAACACCAAAUUCUUAUGAGAUGCCCUUCCCAGUGGAUUCUAGUAGGUUAUCUGAGUGUCACCAAUGCUGCCAGGGGCGUGGUGAGAUAGGGAAGGGGCACUCUUUGGAUAGCUUUACUGAAUCUCAAACUCAAAAGAGGUUUCAGGUGAAUUUUAUGAAACAAUCCUAUGAGGCCACUUUAUAAAUCAACUCAGCUUACCGAUACCUCUAUGCUAAAAUAGGACGCCAGAGGGCAGUUUCCAAAUCAGAUCAUUUACCGUGGGAGACGGCUUCAUUGCAAAUCAAAUGAUAGUAUUUUUUUUUUAUCCAGAAUUCUCCCCAAAUAACUUAAAAUUUCAUAAGUAGAUUCUAUCCCAAAAUAUUCACAUGAAAAUCCAACUGCCCUUAAAACAAUUGGGCCUGGUCCUCUGUGGAUGGGAAAUGUUAGUGAAAUUCAAAACACAGCAAACUAGCAGAGAUGGGCAGUCACUGCUAUCCAGUCUGAAUAAUAGUCUCCCUCAUUGGAUAAAUGAGGACCUGCAAUUGAGGUUAUUUUAGCCAAGAUGGAUUCCUUCAGGGCUUAGAUUUCCUGGCUGAUACAUUAAAAACACUUGAGAUCUCCAUGUAUGAAUCAAAAUGAUAUGCAACUACAGGAAAUAUUUUUAUUUAGUUAAUUAUUUUAACAUAAAGGUAUCGGAAUGGAAGACCUGGAUUACGCUACCUGUGUUUGAAAAUAAUGCGCUUUUCCUAACCUUCAGCAGAAUGUAUUGUUUUAGCAUAUUCUAUGUAUAAAAAAGUUUUAAAAUGUCUUCAAAGAAGACUAGAGUCUUUAAGUCACUUAUAGCUAUAUUUUACUACAAAAAUUCUGUAUAAAUAUAUAUUUAAAUGUUUUAGAUAAAUUUAAGUUACUCCAUAUGAAAUGUUUGAUUUCAGUUACUGUGAAUUCUUGUGAUCAGUUCUUUGCCUUAAAAAGAAAAAAUUACUUUUUCCAUCUUGUUAAAAAAGAAAAUUAGUUAUGAGAAGGUAUUAAAAGAUUCAUUUCUUAGAUGGAGAGGGUUUAAAACUUCUGUAAUAUAUUUAAAUAUAUGUUUUUGAGAGAGAGCCUACAUUGCCAAUGAUUUUAUAAAUAAUCUUAGAUUAAUUUACAAAUUUAUAAAUGAAAACCAAAAGAUUUUUAAAAGAGAGAAAGAAAAGAAAAUCACCUUUUAUUUCUUUGGGUUUUAUUGUUAGAGGUAUUGCUCAGCUUAAGAAACCUAAUCCCAUAUUGAAGUCUGAAUGUCACUAAGAAUUUCUGCAAUGUUUCUUUGAAAAUGAGCAUUUAAAAAUAGGGUGUUUUCUCCCUAGCUUCUUAUUACAUUUCUGACUGCUUCAGCCUUCACAGAUUUAAUACAAAGUACAAGUUCAAUUUUUGUAACAUGUUCUGCAAGUUUCUUUACAGCUCUUGUUAUAUUCUAGUUGAAAUCUAUCUGCAAAGUCUUGCAUGAUUUCCACUGGCUACACCAAUAAUUCGCAGAGCCCAUUUUGUUUGGUUGCCUGAUGUUGCAGCUAUGUUGGUGGGUUUGGAGCUCCAAAGCAGAUCAUCUGUGUACUAUCCUAUAGCUUUUCACCAUAUGCAGUUACCCUGCAUUUUAAAAAGCCAGAGAUAUUUCUUUUUUUUAUUGUUGUUUCUGUCUGAGCUGUGUGCAUUGCAUUUUCUAAACACAAAAUGGUCUUUUCCUCGUCUUGUAAUGAGAUUGCAAAUCCAUUUUCUGUGUGUUCUUCGCGGGCGUGACUGAGUGUGUAUGGGGGUACGCAGGGCGUGCCAGUCUUUUCAUAUUGUAACUACCUCAUGGUUUGAAUGAUGAACGUACUGCUGGUUGUGUUAACAGAGCACAUUUUGUUGGGUGAGUUGUGUAUGCCAUUUUUUUUUCCUGUUUGUUUUAUCUGGGGGUUGUUCAUAAAACUGACAGAUUUUUUUUUUUUUCCUAAAAAGGGACUAUUAUCAGUUUCCAAGUACAAUACUUCUCUCUUCUGGUUUUUCCUGAAUGAGCCUGAUUUUGUUGCUGUUUUCAUCAGCAGAAGGGUAGGAGAGUACCCUGUAAAUCCCUGUGGCCAGUUUGAACGCCCCGUCGCAAUCUUUCCUCUGUGCAGUGUGUCAGCUCCUUUGUGAACAUGCUUAGAUGUAUAGUUUUGAUAACCACAGUUUAAGUCCUUUAUCUGUGCAUAAUAAAAGAUAUAUAUCAAUUAUUAAA